UUUGUCUCUUGCUCUGUGAUUGUAGAAUUCCAUGAAUCUUCCACCUGACAAAGUGAAGCUGCUCUGUCAGUACGACAACGAGAAGAAAUGGGAGUUAGUGUGUGACCAGGAACGGUUCCAGGUGAAGAAUCCUCCGUCAGCAUACAUUCAAAAACUUAAGAGUGUAUUAGAGCAGGGAGGAGGCAGAAAGUUUAAAAGGCGAGUCCAAGAAUCCACACAAGUUCUGAGAGAGUUGGAGAUCUCUUUGCGCACCAAUCACAUCGGGUGGGCUGAGGAGUUUCUAAAUGAAGAAAACAAGGGUUUAGACGUGCUAGUGGACUACCUCUCUUUUGCUCAACGUGCAGUCACAUAUGACAUGGACAGCUCUGAUAAUGGAAGCUUUGAAGAGAAAUCUGUGGAAGAUUUGACCACCAGUGCGACAAACUCCCCUACCCACAAUUCCCCACGCUCAGGACGCCCCUUCACCACAAGGAAAGCUCUGCGAUAUUCGCGUCUGCUCAGCCAGAAGAACCACCUGCACCUCUGCAUCAUGUGCCUCCGUGCCAUCAUGAACUACCAGUUAGGGUUUAAUCAGGUGAUGGCUCAUCCCAACUGUGUCAAUGAAAUCACCCUGAGUCUCAACAACAAGAAUGCCAGGACUAAAGCUCUGGUUCUGGAGCUCCUUGCUGCUGUCUGUUUGGUUCGAGGAGGUCACGAAAUGAUUAUUGCAGCCUUUAAUAAUUUCAAAGAGGUGUGUGGAGAGAAAAACAGAUUCGAGAAACUCAUGGAGUAUUACAGAAAUGAUGACAACAACAUUGAUUUCAUGGUGGCUUGUAUGCAGUUUAUCAACAUUGUAGUGCACUCAGUGGAGAACAUGAACUUCCGAGUGUAUUUACAGCAUGAGUUUACACAACUAGGACUAGACAGCUAUCUGGAGGAGUUAACUGUCACUGAGAGCGAGAGGCUGCAGGUGCAGAUUCAAGCAUAUCUGGAUAAUGUGUUUGAUGUCGGAGCGAUGCUAGAGGACGCCGAGGCCAAAAACACAAUAAUGGAACAUCUAGAGGAGCUACAAGAACAAAACACACAGCUAAACACUAGACUGCAGCAGUGUGAGAGUGAAGCUGUGGAGAAGACGUCCGAACUCGAGAAACAACUCAUACAGAGUAGGAAAGAGGUGGAACUUCUGAAGGACAGUGUGAAGGAGACACAGGCUCAGCUCUCUCAGCUGCAGCAGAAGGAGAAAGAGAGAGAGACACACCGUGAGAAAGAGCAGGAGCGAGAGAGAGACAGACAGCGCUCCGCUAAAGCUCUGACCGAGCUGGAGAAGAUGGUCCAGGUUCUGGUGGAUCGAGGUCUGAUCCGCAUGGACAGAUCCGAAUCCGGCUCUCUGGAAUUACACAUUAUGCCAGCUGCUAACACAACAGAUGUUCGAUCUCUGGAGAAGGGAAUGGAGGUGGUGCGUAAGGAGUUUCUCCAGCAGAAAGACAGCGCUGUCCUCACAAACUUCAUGUCCAAUAACGGCAGUCUGCUGGACUCUGUGGUCAAAGACAGCAAAACUGCAGAGGAGGUCUAUCACUCAGUGGUGGAGUAUUUCGGAGAGGAUCCCAAAUCCACACCUCCUUCUGUGUUCUUCCCUGUUUUUGCCAGGUUUAUCAAAGCAUAUAAGCUGGCCGAACAGGAGAAGGAACAGCGCAAGAAGAACAUCUCCGAGACUGAUUUCGGCACAGAUUUACACAUCUCUGACUCUCCUGUGAACACUGCAGUGACUAAUAGGAUGCCGGCGCUGCCACGCUUCCCUCAGAUGGAUCUGAUCGCAGAGCUGAAGCGCAGGCAGAUGACGCCGCUCGUGAGAGAGGGCAAAGACGGAGCCAUCGAGGACAUCAUCACAGACUUGAGGAAGCAGCCGUACAUCAGAGCAGACGGAGGAAGACGAAGCGCCAAAUGGAAACCAGCUCAGCAGCUUCCCGUGUCGUCUGACAUCUCUCUGUGAAACACACACAGCUCAAAGCAUCCCGCGACGAAGCCACACCACACAUGAAGCCAAAAACAGUUUACAAGAAACAUUUAAACAGCUACAUUAUGCUAUUUGAAUGUAAAUUAUAAAAGCUCAACUAUUUAUGUACAAUUUAGCAAACAACUUUAUGGUCAAUCUCAAGAAACCUUUCAAGAAUGUGUGCUUGUAUAUUUCAGAUCUCACCCCAAAAUUUAAAAAA
Sinocyclocheilus rhinocerous is the source of this 2192-nucleotide messenger RNA. RefSeq names its product formin-like protein 1. Gene Ontology annotation, molecular function: actin filament binding; small GTPase binding. The coding region runs from base 32 to 1969 and encodes 645 amino acids. Gene Ontology annotation, cellular component: cytosol. NCBI's taxonomy places the organism in Eukaryota, Metazoa, Chordata, Actinopteri, Cypriniformes, Cyprinidae. The record is from RefSeq and is a predicted model, not a curated record. Gene Ontology annotation, biological process: cortical actin cytoskeleton organization; cell migration; regulation of cell shape. The transcript has 18 exons.